This is a messenger RNA of Archocentrus centrarchus (flier cichlid), 707 nucleotides long. It is a transcript of the gene snrpd3l, whose product is annotated as small nuclear ribonucleoprotein D3 polypeptide, like. Gene Ontology annotation, biological process: spliceosomal snRNP assembly; RNA processing. Gene Ontology annotation, cellular component: spliceosomal complex. Gene Ontology annotation, molecular function: RNA binding. Lineage: Eukaryota; Metazoa; Chordata; Actinopteri; Cichliformes; Cichlidae. Bases 153 to 536 code for a protein of 127 amino acids. The record is from RefSeq and is a predicted model, not a curated record. The transcript has 4 exons.
AGGAAGCAUUCGACUGAACCGUCGGUGCAUUGUGGGUAGGCGGAAAAAAGGCUCAAAAGGCAGGGGAGAUCGUCUGGCGCACGUUGCACUAUCUAAGGAAGAAACAACAACAAACUUGCUUUCAAGCCGGAGUCCAGGAACACGCUUGAAAAAUGUCCAUUGGCGUUCCAAUCAAGGUCCUGCAUGAGGCAGAGGGUCACAUUGUGACAUGCGAGACCAACACUGGAGAGGUGUACAGAGGCAAGCUGAUUGAGGCGGAGGACAACAUGAACUGCCAGAUGUCUAAUAUCACAGUGACUUAUCGGGAUGGCCGCGUGGCACAGCUGGAGCAAGUCUACAUCCGUGGGAGCAAAAUCCGCUUUCUCAUUUUACCUGAUAUGUUAAAAAAUGCUCCUAUGUUGAAGAGUAUGAAGAACAAGAACCAGGGAUCUGGUGCAGGAAGGGGCAAGGCAGCUAUUCUUAAAGCACAAGUGGCUGCAAGAGGACGGGGUCGUGGUGGAAUGGGAAGAGGAAACAUCUUCCAGAAGAGACGAUAACUGCUCCAGCUACAUUAACACUGUUUCAUUGUAUAGUGUUUUUUUUUUUUUGAUUUGUUUUCCCCUUGGAUUUCAUAAGUUGCAUAUUUGCAUUGUUUGCAAUCUCAUACUUGCAGUUUAUUGCUUUAGUUUCACUUUUUUAUUAAAAUAAAAUUUUUUCAAUUUGAUGUA